AUGGUCAGUCGACCGACUGCUAAGCUGCUGUGCGUUUGCUCAUCACGACACGCUCGGAACGUUUACGCCGAAGUCAUACUGUUGGGGAUGCACGCACUGGUUGUGCCCCUGCUGGUGCUUGCCGCCCUGCUGGGCAGUGCUAGCUUAGAUCAGCUGAAGCCGGACUACCUGCGGUACCUCCGUACCCGCAAGCCAUCGCACCCACUAGAGCUGCACGUGGAGGAAGUCCUCGAGGUGUUCCGCACCGGGCAGCGUCCAUCGAGCUACGGUGUUUCGAACCAGGCCGUGAAUGCGUUUCUCGCCAGCCAGCGAUUGCGAGCGACAACAACAAGACGUCCGUGCACGUCCACCACAACAGUAGCGAGCACCACUUCUACCACGGAUGCGAGCACCUUCCCGACGCCGACCUUCGAGAAUAGCAAUCCGGACUACAAGUACCUCUUUAAAACAUCGAUAACGGCGACGAAAUACAGCGGUCACCCGGCGCCCGGGACGAUCAUUAUCAAGGAGGCCGAUCCGAGCUCGGUGCCGGCACGAUCCGCACUGGUGACGUCCGCUGAAGACACCGAUGCCACCUAGGACGAAUCGUGUGGAUGUAAUUUGCGCGGGUGACGAAAUCUUGAUAACAUCCUGUACCAGCCUCGGAUACGGCCCAACUGUCCUGCUGCACACCCUUCUUCCCCCCUUCUACCCUCCUGCUUAAGGCUCUAGUACGUAAGCGCGUGUGACUUUUGUUGGUAAACAAAAGUCACAGCUACACUAUUAGUUUAGUAGCGAGAUUUGUACGAUUUCUUUACGGCUGCUCUACGCCCACGUGACAAAUAAAA
Anopheles coustani is the source of this 827-nucleotide messenger RNA. RefSeq lists its product as uncharacterized. NCBI's taxonomy places the organism in Eukaryota, Metazoa, Arthropoda, Insecta, Diptera, Culicidae. The coding region runs from base 1 to 579 and encodes 192 amino acids. The record is from RefSeq and is a predicted model, not a curated record. The transcript has 2 exons.